Messenger RNA from Durusdinium trenchii, 444 nucleotides. The record is from the annotation of a GenBank genome assembly. NCBI's taxonomy places the organism in Eukaryota, Dinophyceae, Suessiales, Symbiodiniaceae.
AUGCUGUGGACACUGUUGCUGCUGCCUUGUUACAGUGCGUUGCGAGCCUUCCACAGUCGAGACGAACUCAGACAUGCUGUCCUUGGUUGGUCUUAUGAAGCAAGGAGGCACAGUUACCGACAGACCUAUGGAGAUAUUACUGGCUGGGAUGUCUCGGAGGUCACGGACAUGCACAGGCUUUUCUAUGAUCUUGAUGACUUCAACGAAGAUGCCCAGCAACAAUCAUUGGCUUUAGGCACCUGCUCAGUGCCUGGCACAACGGUAACUUUUGCGUGCGCCAGUGAGACGAUGCCCAUGACGGACUGGAUGCUAAGGGUUCACACAACGCCGUGCACCAGGCAUCUUGCACUUCGAGCUAUACACCAAAAUACGAAUAAUUCCAAACAUAGAGCGAAAAGAAUCAAACGUUUUUCCGGGACCGUUACUAAGUGGCUUUGUGGCUGA